CUCGUUGCCCUCUUCUCCUCCGCGCUGAUAUCUCCUCGUCUCUAUUUUUUCCCGUCAUUUUCCUCCUCGUUUCAUUGCGACGAACAAACGCUCUUACGGCGUUCCUUGCGGGAGAAUACCACCACGGCCAUCACCCCGCGCCGAGCGCGUUGAGCUAUAAUAGUCAUUCAUAAUGAGUCUUGCCAACCAGACCCAGUCUUUCCGCUUUUCCUCCUUCUCCUCCGCCUUCCAGGAACCAUCUGGCAGACCACAAGGCCCUCCAGAGUCUGCUGGCACCAGCAAGCCCGCUCGGACACAGCACCCGCCUGUCUUCGACGCGUGGACGUCGAACGGCGUGUCGCCGAGACGCAUCACCGAGGAAAUAGUAGAGGGCGACGACGGUGGUGAGGCAAAAUCUGUAACGUCUGCGCGCUCCCGACGCGUAGACGGCCACAAACGCGAAGAGAGUGAUCUGACAAUCGCAGGCACUAUCUCCAACCAGCUCACAUACGUCCCGCGCAGAGACAAGGCAUCUCAAGUACUUGGCAUCCCCCAUCGCGCCUCAAUGGAACCAGUCAGCGUCCACAAGCGCAAUUCUAUUAUGUCAACGCGUUCGGCAGGAAACAACCCCCCUUCUCCGUCUUUUACGCCUACUAUGCCUCUUGCUAGUCUUUACGUCGUCAGUGGUCUGCCGAAACGGCCGCAGACAUGGACGCUCGCAGACCCGGACGCGGUUAUGGGACUCACCCACUCCGACGGCGCAGUGGGCCGCUGGUGGAGAGCUGAGGUCCUCGGUAGCACCGUUAGUCCCGGUAUCGGGGGUGGAAAAAAGAAGAAAACGAUGAAGGGUACAGAGACUACAAAGGGCCCGGGUGCGCUGUCGAAGCAAGAGACAGCAAAAAUGUUGAGCAAGACUUUGAAGCUCUCCUUCACGCGCGAAGUCGAAAUUAUUGCUUCUACGCUACAACCCGCAUCAACUGUGCAUACGUUCACAUUCAACCUUCCCGCGCCUUCUACCCCUCUUGCGCCGCCUUCCACCCUCGGGUUUUCCGGACUCAGAAACUCAGUUUUGAGUUCGUCCACAACUGAUAACCGAUAUUCAAAUGCGCUCGCCUCGUAUGGUACAUUCCCGUACUCUUACGCUGAUACAAAUGCACGCCCUUCGUCGGCUUACCUGGGACCGAGCAGCGUCUCGGCGCUGGACACAAAUGUUGGUACUGCUGCAACUUCUCCGGACCUUGGUGGUGCAGGUACAGAGGGCCGUGGUGCUGGUAGCGUAACAUACCACGGUGUAUGCUUGACCGUCUGGUCGCAUGCCGACGCAGAGCGCAGUGCCGCCAUCCGCCGUACGUUGGAGACUGGUGGCCGAUCUCGCAAGGAAAGCGCACAGAGUGCGGUUGCGAAUCGCCUCAAGGCACUCCGCGCUGAUAUGGAUCCGGCGCAACUCGCGCGGCGUUCAGUCCGCAGCUCACGUAAAGGGCCAUGGAGCGUAGCAGAUGGCGAGACUGACGGAGAAUCCGAAGUUGGUGAUGCGAUUAGUGAGAGCGAGUUUGAGGUUGCGAGCUCGGCACAUGGACCGGGCGAAUCCACUCUUUUCUUGACAGGCGAUACCGUAUUCUGGCUGCCUUAUGCUUUGACUCUGGUUUCUAGACACCCGAUCUAUGACCUUAUGCGCGACUAUCUCACUCUUUCUUGGGCGCGUUUCAGUAAGGACGUCGCGUCGCACACUCUGCAAAUCUCCAAGAUAUUAUCCCAUCCUGCUCCGAGAGCGGGAGAGAUUGUCAGACUCGACGCGUCUCCCAAGGAGGGCGGGGAUAAAGGCGAUGGUAGUCUGGAGGUAGUCGCUCGUUUCCCUGGCGGUCUCGAUUUCGGAAGAGGCCUUGUUGAUAUCAAUUUCACUAUGUGGCCACUAUUUAAAUGCCUUAAUAUUGAUAAUAUUCUUAGUAUUUGCGAAAUUGCUCUUGCACCCACUGGGCGAAUUCUCUUCUUUUCUCGGCACCCUGCAAUGCUUGGAAUUGCAGUAGCAACUAUUAAAUAUCUAGUAGAGUUGCGUGGAUGGAACGGCAUUGCGCUUCCGGCUGUUCACGCUAGAGAUGCUCGAAUUUACAUCGAGGACCCUGGUCCGUGGAUCAUAGGUAUGGCAUCUGAGAUGCGAUAUGCCGUUCGACCUCCCGCGGAGGUUUGUGUUUGCGACCUUGACAUAAACUACCUUAACUGUGCUAGCCCUCCUCCUGGUUGUCUUUCUGCUAAACAGCAAAGGGACAGGUACAGGCAGAAACUCCUAGCGGCAUUCGGAGAAUACUAUCACCCCGAUCACUCGGUGCCUAUAGAAUUCAAGGAAGCCUUCCCUGGAGGACGUUUCCGCCCAAUUUGCAAGAUCCAGGCAAAGAGGGGUGCUUCGUCGUCUGUGAUCGCGGAGAGCGUGAAAGCUCCGGAGUGGUGGCAUUCUACGAAGAUUAUACAGGCUUUCGAUCAAGUCUUGCAGGAUAAGUUCAAGAAGCCCUCACUCUUCAAGCGUAUCUCCUCCUUCGGUCAAUACAAACGUCCUCUGCGCCUGAGCGGCGCCGAACAGCAAGUACAAAACUCAAUACGCAAACGCGCCACUGCGUUCGUCGAUGCGCGGGACGACCUUGAGACGAAGAUUGGUCGUCUUUCGAGGCGUCUCAACUUCUUGAUGACGGAAUCUGAUUUGUGGCGUGAUAAGUUUGUGUCGUUCGAACAGUUUGCGGAGAAGUUGAGCAAUGAGGCGACGGAUUUGAGGACGAAGAUUAAUAAGGAGCAGAGGGAGAGUAAGCGCUUGACGGGGUUGGUGUCGCUUACUGCGGCGGAGAAGAAUAAACUGGAGAGCCAACUUCGUGAGACGGAAGCAGCUCACAGAGACGCCAGGAUCGAACUUGAGAACAUGCGCUUGGCAAUGGAGAAGAUGGAAGAAGAACGUACAGAGCUCGUUCACGAAGUCGAACUACAGAUCGAACGUGCCCUCCAAUCAAUGUCCAUGUCUGUCGAAAUGACCGACUCCGAAGAAGAUGGGUCACAGCUUGACGGGAACGAAGAUGGCUCGUCGCGUUCUCCUUCCAAAGCAGGAUCAAGACGUUCGAGCAACGCUACGCGUUCUCCACUUCGCACGCAGAGCAUUGACUCAGCUACGCUUGCGGGUACGGCUGAGAAUGAGGAGAUUACCAAGCACUCGAUGGAGACGACGACGAUUACAGAGGAAGAGGAGGAACAGCAGGCGGCGUCGACGGGUAUGAAUAUUGAUGCUACUGCGCCGCCUGUGGAUCGAUCGCAGGAUGCUAUGGUUGCUGUUGAUGAGGGAAUACACUCGAAUACUGAUCGGAUUACGCAAUCUAUGCUUCAGAUUCAACAGAAGCUCGAAGCUUUGGCUCAUCCUCGUGUGGCACAAUGGCGUCCUUCACUGGACAGUGAGACUGAGGGCAGUGAUAGCGGAAAGACAAAGAAACGUCGUUCAAUCGGGUACGAAAGCGGUACGAACACGAAUAGAUCAAGAAGUAAUACCGUUUCCUCGUCACAAACGACUACGCGUGCCAGCAAGGUUAAAGCAUCUGCAGCAAAACGGGACAAAUCUAUGACUCCCAAGGCCGCCGAGUCACCUGCCAAGAUCCCACAGGCUAUGCCGAAAGAUAAGCAGGACCAGGACCAAAAUCAGAAACAUGGCCAGGAGGAGCCUUUGGAAACUAUCGCGCAGGAGACUAGUCCUGUUUCCCCCGCCACGCUCAGUCCAGCAAUAUCGAACGUUCCUACAACGCCCUCGGUUACGGUCGCGCCCACAGAAGACUCCGAUACGGACUUCCAGAGUGCAUAUUCUGCAAGCCCACGGGAGAGUUACUGCAGUCAUGAAGACAAUGCACCCCACAAGAACGUGGGCAAUUCAAGGAAGAACGCAUUGUCAGCUGAGUUCGUCAAUGACGACGACGACAUUGUUUUGAAAGAACCAUCCUCCCUCACGAGCCGUAUGAGGGACAGAGCGUCUAGUGGUGCUACGGCAAAGGCCUCCGGCGGGCGUGUGUUUAUUUCUCAUUCAGAGCACAUCUGAGUUUCUUUCUCUGUUCGCUCUAUUCAUUCAUUUUACAUUAUUUUAUCGCUUUUUUAUACCACCAAUGUACAAAAAAACAGCUGGCUCCACCAAGCAGUCAAGCAGUCUUGUCUACCCCCC
This is a messenger RNA of Fomitiporia mediterranea MF3/22, 4153 nucleotides long. RefSeq lists its product as uncharacterized. Gene Ontology annotation, cellular component: cytoplasmic vesicle. The transcript is spliced from 10 exons. The coding region runs from base 173 to 4033 and encodes 1286 amino acids. NCBI's taxonomy places the organism in Eukaryota, Fungi, Basidiomycota, Agaricomycetes, Hymenochaetales, Hymenochaetaceae. Gene Ontology annotation, biological process: regulation of Rab protein signal transduction. The record is from RefSeq and is a predicted model, not a curated record.